Metarhizium brunneum ARSEF 3297 is the source of this 3147-nucleotide messenger RNA. Its product is annotated as Calcium-transporting ATPase 3. Gene Ontology annotation, molecular function: P-type potassium transmembrane transporter activity; ATP binding; P-type sodium transporter activity. NCBI's taxonomy places the organism in Eukaryota, Fungi, Ascomycota, Sordariomycetes, Hypocreales, Clavicipitaceae. Gene Ontology annotation, biological process: sodium ion transport; monoatomic ion transmembrane transport; intracellular calcium ion homeostasis. The record is from RefSeq and is a predicted model, not a curated record. Gene Ontology annotation, cellular component: plasma membrane.
AUGGGAGGCAAGACUGCUCAACAGCACGCCCUGGCAGGCCACGUGUCUGGCCAGUGUAACAAGCUAUUGAGUCGUCCGGCACAUAGCCUGUCCGUCGACGAUGUUCUGGAGGAACUGCGCGCGAGCCCGUCACAAGGGUUGACCGGCGCAGAGGCUGUCGAGAGGCUGGCCGAGUAUGGGCCAAACCAGUUGAAGGAAAAGAAGGGUGUGCAGCCCGUAGCCAUUUUUCUCGAGCAAAUCUUCAAUGCCAUGACUCUGGUUCUUAUUCUUGCCUUGGCUGCUAGUUUCGGCAUUGAGGCCUGGAUCGCCGGCGGCAUCCUAGGAGGCAUCAUUUGUGUCAACAUCGUCAUCGGAUUCUUUCAGACACUGCAAGCUGAGAAGACGAUUGAUUCACUGCGCACCCUUGGGUUCCCGACAUGCAACGUCUACCGAGACGGGGACACCAUCAAUAUCCAAACCGCCGAUGUGGUUCCCGGCGAUAUUGUUGACCUCAACACGGGAGACUCUGUUCCGGCAGAUAUUCGACUGAUUGAAGCAGUCAAUCUCGAAGCUGACGAGGCCCUCCUCACCGGAGAGGCGAUGCCCAUGUCCAAGAGUCCGAAAUUGACAUUCGACGAGGAUACCGGCCCAGGCGAUCGCCUCAAUGUCGUCUAUAGCUCCACCACAAUCACCAAGGGGCGUGGUCGAGGUGUAGUUUUCGCCACUGGCAUGUUUACAGAAAUUGGAGCCAUUGCCAGCGCUUUGAACAGCGAUGGUAAGAUCAUUGUUGACCAACAAGACAGCCGGCCUUCACCCCUGUCCUACGUCAAGCAAGCGGGGAGGAUGAUGAGGAACUGGAUUGGCGAGUUUCUGGGUCUGACUGUUGGCACCCCGCUGCAGAGGAAGCUAUCCCAGUUAUUCGUCUCCUUGUUUGUCUUUGCCAUCGUCUGUGCCAUUGUUGUGCUGGGAGCAAACAAGUUUGAUACGAGGAAAGACGUCAUCUUGUACGCGGUUACGACGUCGGUUGGCACCAUCCCCGUGUCUUUGCUGUUGGUUUUGACAGUUACCAUGGCUGCCGGUACCAAGAAGAUGGUGGAGAGGCACGUCAUUGUUCGCAACCUGCAGAGUUUGGAGGCAUUGGGCGGUGUUACCAACAUUUGUUCGGACAAAACUGGCACCAUCACACAAGGACGCAUGGUGGUAAGAAAGGCUUGGAUUCCCGGCUUUGGCACGUAUUCUGUGGACACAGGAAACCAAGUCUACAAUCCGACGGCUGGGGCAGUUGCUUUCACUGCGUCCCAACCCAAAGACAUUUCCCAAACGCACGAGAAACAAAAUAGAGAACAGCCCGUCGCACCUCAGGAUGACGCUCGUAACAAGACCUCGCUUCAGUGGUACCUCAGCAUUGCCUCCUUGGCAAACCUAGCCACUUUGGAGAAGGCGGAGGACACCGCUGAAGGCCCUGGGGAGUGGAAGGCUCGUGGCGCCCCGACUGAGAUUGCCAUUGAAGUAUUUACCUCGCGCUUUGGAUGGAGCCGCGUUCAGUUGUCCGAAGGGGAAAAGAAGAAGUGGCAGCAUGUCGCUGAGUUUCCGUUUGAUUCAGAUGUGAAGAAGAUGUCAGUCCUGUUUCGGAGCUGUCAGUCGCAGCAAACACAUGUCUUUACAAAGGGAGCGGUUGAGCGAGUCCUCGAAAUCUGUGACCGCAUUUCAUUUGACGAUGCCGUCGAACCACUUACAGAAACCAUCAAAUCGAAUAUUCUUGACAACAUGGUCUCCUUGGCCGGGCAAGGUCUUCGUGUUCUCGCAUUAGCCCAUAAGCCCUUGGACCGCGACGUUUCCGAUGCCGAAUUUGCACAUGGCAGCUCCCCAGACCGCUGCGAGUUCGAGCAGAAUCUCAUUUUCCGCGGCCUCAUCGGCAUAUACGAUCCUCCGCGAAGCGAAUCUCUGCCCAGCGUCAAGGCUUGCCAAGGAGCCGGCAUCAUGGUGCACAUGCUCACAGGCGAUCACCCGCAAACAGCGCGCGCCAUUGCCAUGGAAGUCAAUAUCCUUCCCUCCGAAGACAAGAUUCGCAUGCUCCCCGCCGACAUGUCUCGCACUCUCAUGAUGACCGCUCAGGAAUUCGACGCCCUGUCAGACAGCCAAAUCGACAAUCUUCAGCAGCUCCCACUUGUCGUGGCCCGUUGCGCGCCCAGCACAAAGGUUCGCAUGAUUGAAGCCCUCCACAGACGAGGCCGCUACGUUGCCAUGACAGGCGACGGCGUCAAUGACAGUCCUAGUUUGAAACGUGCAGAUAUCGGUAUUGCCAUGGGCACGGGAUCAGACGUGGCCAAAGAGAGCGCCGACAUCGUGCUGACCGAUGACAACUUUGCGUCGAUCCUCAAUGCCGUCGAGGAAGGACGCCGGAUCUUUGACAACAUCCAAAAGUUCAUAUUGCACGUGUUGGCGGCGAAUAUUGGCUUUGUGGUUUCAUUGCUCACCGGACUGGCAUUCAAGGACGGCUCCGACGUGUCCGUCUUCUUGUUGACGCCGGUUGAGAUUCUGUGGAUGCUUAUGGCCACCGGGGCUUUCUGUGAAACCGGGCUGGGAUUUGAACGCGCGGUCCCUGACAUCCUCAACCGCCCCCCUCAGAAUCUCAAAUAUGGCGUCUUCACCCGCGAGUUCCUCCUCGACAUGGUCAUCUACGGCGCCCUCAUGGCCUGCUGCACCAUCGGCUCCUUCACCGUCGUCGUGUUCGGCUUCGACAAUGGCGACCUCGGCUCCGACUGCAACAACAAAUACUCGUCUUCCUGUGAAGCCGUCUUCCGCGCACGCGCAACGAGUUACACCACCAUGACGUGGAUCUUCCUCCUCUUCGCGUGGGAGCUCAUUGAUUUCCGUCGAUCGCUGUUCGAUAUGCCGUAUGGGUUCAAGGCAUGGCUGGCGCAUUUCUGGAGUAACAAGUUUUUAUUCUUUUCCGUGAUAGUUGUUUUUGUCAUGGUCUUUCCUACACUGUACAUCCCAGUUAUCAACGACGUGGUGUUUAUGCACAAGGGAAUUUCGUGGGAGUGGGCAGUGGUGUUUAUUGCGGUAGGGGUCUACCUGGCUGGGAACGAGGGCUGGAAGUGGGCGAAAAGGGUGUAUUAUAGGAGGCAGGGCGUAGAGAGGGUGGAUUGGGAGGGCGAUGUAUAG